Rhinichthys klamathensis goyatoka is the source of this 1451-nucleotide messenger RNA. RefSeq names its product chromosomal protein D1. The transcript has 2 exons. Bases 226 to 1380 code for a protein of 384 amino acids. Gene Ontology annotation, molecular function: DNA binding. The record is from RefSeq and is a predicted model, not a curated record. Lineage: Eukaryota; Metazoa; Chordata; Actinopteri; Cypriniformes; Leuciscidae.
AAGCAUCUGCGGCGAGCGAGAGACGAGGAAGAACAGGCAUUGCCUUUCAAAUAAUCACAGUCGCCCGCCCACUGUCCGAUGCUGUUUGCAUCGAAAAUAUUGUCGAAUGCAUGAAAAAGAUCAUCUCUGCUGUUGUGAAAGCGCUUUACGAGUAAGAAUCUCAGCACCUAAUAGACAAGGGUGGCACUGAUACGCCUGAAGUUGGGAGCGAGAAGCAACGCCGUGAUGGAGGUUGAGAAUAAAGAAGGAUCUGAGAGCCCUCUGCCCAACGGCAGCACCCAUCCACCCAAACGUGGAAGAGGCAGACCACGAGGGUCGCUCAAUAAGAAGUUCACUGCCGAGAAAGCGCCGACACACAAUCCCAGGCCAUCGAAAAAGGUGGACUUCUUUUCCCCUGACAUAGUCAUAAAGAACAAGGUGAAGAAACGUGGUCGACCAAAGAAGAUAAAAAUGCCCGGUAGGCCGAGAAAGAUCCCUCUCACGCCUGAGGAAGAAUCAGAGAGACUUAACAGGUUGAGUUUACAACGCAAGCGGAAACUGUCAAAGCCCCUCGGAAGACCCCGCAUUCAUCCCAUCGCAGAAGGCCCCAAAGAAAAAAGGGGAAGAGGAAGACCUCGCAAAUCUGGCGAUCUGGCUGAGCAAAGUAGUGACGGAAUCAGCCUUGACGCUAAUGGAUCUCCAACUAAAAAGAGAGGGAGGCCGAUGGGCUCAAUGAAGAGGAAGAGGGGUCGGCCCGCAGGUCCUACCAAGACUUCAAUUGCCAAGUCCUCAGAUGGGACCCCCAAAAGGAGAGGCCGCCCUCCAGGCUCGGCCAACAAGGUGAAGAAGAUUCAGCGGGCUGACGGAACCCCUCGAAAGAGAGGCCGACCCCCAGGCUCUGGCACCAAACCGAAGAUCAUUCGACGGAACGCAGACGGCACUCCUCGAAAGAGGGGCCGGCCUCCAGGUUCUGGAAAGAAAGUCAAGAUCGUCGAAAAGAAAGUCGGAGACGUUCCCCGCAAGAGAGGCCGGCCACCUGGUUCAGGCAAAAUCAAGGCUCGCACCUCAGAAGGUGCAGAAGGUGGAGAUGUAGAAGGGGCGAACGCCGACGGCGCCGCUCCACGCCGUAAGAGAGGUCGUCCAAGCAAAGUCAGACUGGCUCUCGUGCUCGAAAAACUCCCCUCGGCAUUACCGGAGGGAGAGGAAGAGGAGACCGACGCGCCCUCUCCCAAACAGUCCCGCACCUCUGACGACUCGUCGCAAAAUCAGAACGAUGAAGAAGAGACCAGGGCGAGCGAGAACGACGCAGACCCAGAAGACGAAGAUGACGCCAUCGAUUGUUCAAAAGUGAACAACACUAGUGAGAACGAGAUGGUGGGCAAAUUCAAAAAAAAGAAAUAAAGAGAUAGGGGGGCUUCAUUGAAAAUUGGUGGGUAUAUUUUUCGAAGGGUUUUAAUAGGCUAUGUCAAUAA